Trichomonas vaginalis G3 is the source of this 597-nucleotide messenger RNA. RefSeq lists its product as uncharacterized. The record is from RefSeq and is a predicted model, not a curated record. The transcript has a single exon. Lineage: Eukaryota; Parabasalia; Trichomonadida; Trichomonadidae. Bases 1 to 597 code for a protein of 198 amino acids.
AUGUUGUUUUUGCUUUUCUCCGCAGCGUUAUGUCGCUCAAGUAUGCUUUCACUCAUUCUUACUGUGUUAUUCAAAGAUGGAAAGGAGCUUUCUGUUAUUAACAAUCUUGCUGAUGCAAUCAUUCACGGAAGAUCGGGAACAGGAAAAACAGUCCCUGCUGGACCUGGAGUUUUCGAAGAAAUUCGUGAGUCCACUAAAUAUAGAGACAACAUGAUGUUUGCAAACUCCACUGCCGCUAAAUUAAUUCGUGAUGAAAUAAAACAAAAAAUAGCGACACAUCCGGCAGGUACCAUUGAAUCUAAGACUGGAUUCAAGCAACACAUUUGCUUCCAAUGUGACACACUUGGUAAUUUUUGCGGCAAAAUGAAUUACGUUGCAACGUAUAAACCUACUGAUUGCGGAACACAUGUUACUGCUUCGGCAUAUUAUUUUGGAGUUGACCCAUGGGACUUUGUGCCAAAUGCAGGUUCCAGUGAUUCAGAUAAUUUCUGGCGCGAACAACUUCCAGGAAAGUUGGUUAACCUCCGUGGAAACUUCAAGGUGUAUGACAUCACAUACAAUAUUUCAGAAACUUACGAAUUUGAUAUUACAAACUAA